This is a messenger RNA of Monoraphidium neglectum, 573 nucleotides long. RefSeq lists its product as hypothetical. The coding region runs from base 1 to 573 and encodes 190 amino acids. Lineage: Eukaryota; Viridiplantae; Chlorophyta; Chlorophyceae; Sphaeropleales; Selenastraceae. The record is from RefSeq and is a predicted model, not a curated record. The transcript has a single exon.
AUGGGUGCGCAGGCAGGGCUGGCGGCGGGGGCGAGGCCUCGGCGGGGUGCGCCGCCGCAGCAGCAGCAGCUGCAGCAGCAGCAGCAACAGGCGGGCGGUCAGCAGCCACAACUGCAGCGGGGCGGGGGUGGGGCGAGCAGCAGCGGCUUGGGCGAGGCAGGCAGCAGCGCGGGCGGCGCCAGCGGCAGCAGUGUUGGCGGAGGCGUCAGCGGCGUAAGCGGCGGCGCCAGCACUAGCGGCGGGGGCGGGGCCGGUGGCGGCGGCGGCGGUAAUGGGAGGCGCAGCCGCGGCGGCAGUGGUGGCCGGGAGCGCGGGGCCCAAGUCGCAGCGCAGCCGUCAUCAGAGCAGCCGCCGCGGCAACCAGCAAAGGGGGAGGCCCCAGCUGGGACGGGGCAGGCGUCGCCCUCUGACCUGCGGGGGACGCAGCAGCUGCGGGACCAACUGGCCGAGCCGCAGCAGCAGCAGCAGCAGCAGCGGCAGCAACAGCAGCAGCAGCAGGCGCGGGGCCAGCAGCAGCAGCAGCCCCAGCCGCCGCCGCCUGGGCCGCCUGGGGAGGCGCGGCUACCUCAAUAG